GACACGUAUAUAAGCCCAGCCUGGUACUAGAACCAACAUUCUUGGAUCGAUAUUUGAAGAGAUAACAUGAAAUUGAUAAUCCUAGCUGCGGUGAUUGGUGUGUGCGCGGCGGGCGCCAUCCCGGCGUACGUGCCGCCUCAAUACCGCUACUACCCUGAUGGCAGACCUAGGGCUGCGUUGGAGAGAAACGCUGCAAUCCUCAGGUCUGACUCCGAAGUCAACGAGCAAGGAUACCGUUAUGCUUAUGAAACUGAAAAUGGCAUCCAAGCUGACGAAGCCGGUGUAGAAGCUAACGGCAUACAAGCUCAAGGCGGGUACUCCUAUGUGGGUGACGACGGGCAGGUGUACAGUGUGAGGUAUACCGCGGAUUCCAACGGGUUCCAGCCGCAGGGCGCGCACUUGCCCACUCCGCCGCCGAUACCUGAUGCUAUCGUCAGGUCGCUGCAACACAAUGCAAAGGCAGAAGCUAGUGGCGUUUAUGAUGAUGGCAGCUACCGCGGGAAAUACAUCGACGCGUCUGGGGUUGUUAUAAACCGUUACAACUACCCUUACAGACGUUUCUUCACCCCAUACAAGACAUACCAGUAACUCAAUUGAUAUCGACGUGCCAUAUCUAUAUUGUAAGAUUGUAUAGUCCUCUGUUAACGAAAUAAAUGGAUUUUGUAUUAUUCUUUUA
Papilio polytes (common Mormon) is the source of this 676-nucleotide messenger RNA. RefSeq names its product cuticle protein 2-like. The coding region runs from base 67 to 588 and encodes 173 amino acids. The record is from RefSeq and is a predicted model, not a curated record. Gene Ontology annotation, cellular component: chitin-based extracellular matrix. Lineage: Eukaryota; Metazoa; Arthropoda; Insecta; Lepidoptera; Papilionidae. The transcript is spliced from 4 exons. Gene Ontology annotation, molecular function: structural constituent of chitin-based larval cuticle.